Molecule: messenger RNA, 7767 nt
Organism: Pseudomyrmex gracilis
Lineage: Eukaryota; Metazoa; Arthropoda; Insecta; Hymenoptera; Formicidae
Gene: obe
Product: activating signal cointegrator 1 complex subunit 3
Exons: 16
Coding region: 969-7382 (2137 amino acids)
Molecular function (GO): ATP binding; nucleic acid binding; ATP hydrolysis activity
Source: RefSeq, a predicted model, not a curated record
GCCGCCGAUCAAGCCGGUCAAAUAGGCGACGUAUCGGGGAACAGAUUGCAGAAAUAUGUUAGCUAGUAUCCAACAAGCAAAGGCGGUCCUGAAACAGGGACGAUGCAGGAUUUUCACGAUAGAAGAAAAGACUUUGCGACGAAACAUUAGCUUUGUUUUGAGAUGUGACAAUACCAGCCGGCGGUUCGAUAAAAUCGCCCAAACCGAAUGCCUUCUCCGUCAAUAACGAAAUAUUCGGCGAUCCACAAAAUGGGAAUGGGCAGACCUUUCUUCUGACCAUCGCGAAAGCGAGUAUAUCAUACAUUACCAUCGGGCCCGAAACCGGCUCUACCCUGGUCCCAUGUCCAAGGAAAUCUUUCGUUGUAAUUGAUCGUUUCUCUCGCGAGUGGCGUAUCUUCUUUCGCUUCACCUGUAAGGGAAAUAUCCAAUUAACAGGAUGUUGUCCGCUGCAGGAAGAAAUCAGCGAAUAAAGCUGAUGAACUAGGCUUCCGCAUAGUCGCCUAAGUUAGUUGGCAACAAUCGUGAAGAGCGAGGCUUCUAAAAAUCGAAUCAUACAAAUGUUGUUGCGAAUUUCUUCCACGAUUGAGAUAAGACCAUGAGUGAGGGAAAAACUUUGCCCCUCCUCUCGCGGAAUCAUUUAUCAUCGGUCAGUGUACAUAUAUCGUUUGACGAUCGCAACAAUCGGCAAUCGCAAGCCGAAUCUACAAUGAACCAACCGCACCAUCGUUUUUGUGAAUUGACCAAUACAAGUGGUCCGUUGUAGACCGGCUCACAAUUUAUCGAAUCUCCGAGGAGGAAGCUGAAACAGGCGGCGUUCGCGGGAUUCACCGUUUUUUAUCGUUGCUAUCAGGAGUCACGUUACGAAAACCUUCGCAUUUUCUUUCACAGUCUUUUACCGUCACUUCGGGUCAAUUUUAUUGUUAUUUGCGUUGUUAUUUUCUGCUUCGACCGUUACUUGGUAAUACACAAUGACGAAGUUACCACGUAUAACCAGAGCUUUGCGGAUGUUUACUUCGUUGGAACGUAACAGAGAAACAUUAGAACAAGAACCAAAUGACUUAUUAAGAAAGAGACAAGAGCGAGAACAAAAAUUAAAGAGCUCAUUUGAUUGGAAUGACAUAUGUAAAAGCGCAUCUAAGAAUCUUAAAACAUAUCUAUUAAUAAUGAGAGAAAUUGUGAGAGAAGUGUCAGGGGAUGCUCCGUCAGAUGUUGUAACUGAAUUUAUAGUUUAUGCAUUACGUUUAUUGAUUGAAGAAGAAGAGAUGACAUGGGAACUUUCAGAGAUACUUGCCGAAAAAUUAGAACUCAUGACGUUUUCAUCCGCACAGGAAAUUAUGAAGGUAGUUCAAGACAUUCAACGAUUCUGUGGCGAAGAAGCUAGAAAAUUAUUAUUAUCACUAGAUGGCAAGGAAAACAUGGACACUAAUGUUUCUAAUUCGUCGAUGUUCGGGACGACUAUUCCCUACAAUGAAGCAAGAGUUGUCUGGCCCGAUACCAACGGUCUUCACAAAAUGUCUGAGGAAAAGAUAAAUUCGAACACCGACAGAUUUACGAUGAUUCAUGAAACAAAGCCUCCGCAAAAUGCACAGAAAUCCGUAUUUGAUAAAACAACAUUUAUUGAUGGAUUAAAAGAUUGUUGUAAAAAAUGUAAUACAGAAAAGUCAUAUCAGGAUUUUGGAAUGGAAAUAGUGAAUAAGUUGAAAAAGAAUUCUCAGAAUAUACAGAAUGAACUAUUUGAUAUGUUAGGUUUCGAACAUGUGGACUUUAUUCAGUACAUUCUUGAACACCGGAAAACCAUCGUAUCAACAAUGAACUGCUCAAAAGUAAACAAGAGGUCCGCACAAACAACUGCGCAACAAGGCCCUAUUAUCAGCGGUCAAGUAACUGUACAGUCCGAAGAAGAAAAACAGUUGUGCAAGCAAGUGCGUAAAGAGGAAAAAAAAUUGAACAAACUGACCAACAAGCGAGACGGCAAAUCGACGGAAACUGAGGAUAAUGAAUUUGAUCGAAUUCAUCUGCAACGUAAGAAAAACGAGGCGAUCAUAGCUAUGCACACACCGUUAUUUCCUAAAAAAUCUAAUCUGGACAGUACCGAACAUUUUCCGUUUGUGUUUGAUUCCAAAGCGAAUGCUAAACAAAGCAGUUACGUGUCGGGAAAGAAAGUAAUGUUGGCCGAGGAUGUUAAGAGACAGGAUUGCGAUUACUAUGAAAAAGUUCACAUACCAAUACCGGAAAAAAAAGAUAUUGACAUUGAGGUCGAUCCCGUGUUGAUAUCCUCUCUGGACGAGAUUGGUCAGAUGGCAUUUAGUGGCAUGAAGUCGUUAAACAGAAUUCAAAGUAUAGUUUUCAACGUGGCGUACAACACCAACGAGAAUCUGUUGAUUUGCGCUCCGACCGGAGCUGGUAAAACGAACGUGGCGAUGCUGACCGUAGUGCAUCAGUUGAAACAGAACAUUCAGGACGGACUGUUGCAGAAAGAUCAGUUCAAAAUAAUAUACAUCGCGCCCAUGAAAGCCCUGGCGGCUGAAAUGACAGCGAAUUUUAACAAGAAACUCAGCUCUCUGGGGGUGUGCGUUCGCGAAUUGACCGGGGAUAUGCAACUUACGAAACAAGAGAUUCAACAGACGCAGAUGAUAGUGACCACGCCGGAAAAGUGGGACGUUGUCACGAGAAAGGGCACCGGCGAUAUUUCUCUCACCAGCAUCGUGAGAUUGCUCAUCAUCGACGAGGUGCACUUAUUGCACGGUGACAGAGGACCGGUGGUGGAAGCGCUGGUGGCGAGGACUCUGCGUCAAGUGGAGUCGUCGCAGAGCAUGAUCAGAAUAGUCGGUUUAUCAGCCACAUUGCCGAAUUACGUGGACGUUGCGCGAUUUCUGCGCGUCAAUCCCUCGAAGGGACUGUUUUACUUCGAUCAUCGCUUCCGUCCGGUGCCUCUCAGUCAGACCUUCAUCGGCGUCAAGGCCGUCAAACCGAUUCAACAGAUGAACGACAUGGAUCGCGUGUGUUACGAAAAUGUCGUGGAAAUGGUGCGACAGAAUCACCAAGUGAUGAUAUUCGUACACGCGCGAAACGCCACCCUGAGGAUGGCGAACAUUCUGAGAGAGCUGGCGACGAAGAACGACACGCUCAAAUAUUUUUUGUCUGACAACCAGACGAAGUACGUGAACAAAGCCUUCGUCAAGUCGCGCAACAAGCAUCUCGGCGAGUUGUUUAAUUGCGGAAUAUCGAUACAUCAUGCUGGCUUGCUGCGUUCGGACAGAAAUCUCGUUGAGAAAUAUUUCUCGGAGGGGUUGAUCAAGGUGUUAGUGUGUACUUCUACUUUGGCCUGGGGCGUGAAUCUACCCGCGCACGCAGUUAUCAUACGAGGGACGGAGAUCUACGAUUCGAAUCACGGUUCGUUCGUCGAUCUGGGCAUAUUAGACGUGUUACAGAUAUUCGGUCGUGCCGGCAGACCGCAGUUCGAUAAAUCGGGCCACGCGGUCAUCAUCACGUCGCACGACAAGUUGUCGCACUACUUGUCACUGCUGACGAAUCAAAUACCGAUCGAAAGUAGUUUCAUCACGUAUCUGGCGGAUAAUUUGAACGCCGAGAUAGUAUUGGGUACAAUAUCAAAUGUGGCGGAAGCAAUCGAAUGGCUGAGCUACACUUAUCUGUUUGUGCGAAUGAAGAAGAAUUUUCACGCUUACGGUUUGAUUUAUCAAACCCUCGUGGAAGAUCCCAAUCUCGAGAAGACACGAAAGGACCUCAUAGACAACGCCGCCAAGGCGCUGGACAAGGCGCGAAUGAUCAGAUACAUGCCUACCGGCGAUCUCAGCGCAACCGAUCUAGGCCGUAUCGCGAGUCACUAUUAUCUCAAGUACGACACAGUCGAAAUCUUCAACGAGCUGAUACAAUCCGUUAUGACUGAGGCGCAGAUUAUGACGGUGAUAUCCCGUGCUCAGGAAUUCCAGCAGCUUAAGGUGCGGGACGACGAGAUGAAUGAGCUGGACAAUUUGCUGAGAGAGUGUGAAUUAACACCGGAAGGCGGCGCGGAGAAUGUCCACGGCAAGGUCAAUAUAUUGAUGCAGACGUAUCUCUCCAGAAUUCGGGUGAACACGGCAUCGUUGAUAUCCGAUCAGGCAUACGUCACGCAGAACGCCAUGCGGAUAACCAGGGCGUUGUUCGAAAUAAUGCUCAGACAGAACAACGCGAUAAUGGCCGGACGACUGCUACGGAUGGCGAAGAUGUUCGAAGCGCAGCAGUGGGAAUUUUUUACGCCGCUUCGUCAGUUCGACUGUCUGUCUGCGGAAGUUAUCAAUAAGAUCGAGCAACGAGAACUAGAGAUCUAUAGGUUGCAAGAUAUGGACGUGAAGGAAAUUGGCAGCAUUCUGAGAGAUCAGAGGGCUGCGACAUUGGUGAAAAAGUGUUGCAACGAACUGCCCGUGCUGGACGUGGAAUACACUUUACAGCCCAUAACGCGUACCGUUUUGAGAAUACGACUCAAAAUGAUCCCGCAAUUUCAGUGGAACGACAAAAUUCACGGGAAGAACUCGCAGGCCUUCUGGAUUUGGAUUGAGGAUCCGGAUUCGAACUUCAUUUAUCAUCACGAAUAUUUUAUAUUAACGAGAAAGAUGAUUUAUCAGAAUCUCGAGCAAGAACUUGUCAUUACUAUACCGUUGACGGAACCGAUGCCAGCUCAGUAUUUGGUCCGAGUUACGAGCGAUCACUGGAUGGGCAGCGAGACCGAAUAUCCGUUGAGUUUUCGCGAUCUUAUCCUGCCGGAGACUCAUCCGCCGCAUACGGAUCUGCUGGAAUUGCAACCGUUACCGGUUACCGCUCUGAAGAAUUUGGCAUUUGAGAGUCUGUACAAUUUCACUCACUUCAAUCCAAUACAGACGCAGAUCUUUCAUUGCCUGUAUUACACGGACAGUAACGUUCUUCUCGGUGCGCCAACCGGAUCAGGAAAAACAAUCGCAGCCGAAAUCGCCAUGUUCCGUGUCUUCGCGAAUUAUCCCGAUCAAAAGGUCGUUUACAUAGCGCCCCUGAAAGCACUGGUCAGAGAACGCGUAAACGAUUGGAAGGUGCGACUCGAGGAACGUCUGGGCAAGAAGGUGGUGGAAUUAACCGGGGAUGUAUCGCCCGAUAUAAAGAUGAUCGCGGAAGCGAGAGUGAUCGUUACGACGCCCGAAAAGUGGGACGGUAUCAGUCGAAGCUGGCAAACGCGAAGAUACGUAAAGAACGUGGCGCUCAUAGUGAUCGACGAGAUUCAUCUGCUGGGCGAGGAUCGAGGACCAGUUCUCGAAGUUAUUAUCUCCCGAACCAAUUUCAUAUCGUCAAAUACGCAGAAAAAGGUCAGAAUUGUAGGACUCUCAACCGCACUAGCCAACGCGAUAGAUCUAGCCAAUUGGCUUGACAUCAAAGAGAUGGGUCUUUACAAUUUCCGCCCGUCUGUGAGACCUGUACCGUUGGAGGUUCACAUAAGCGGAUUUCCCGGCAAACAUUAUUGUCCCCGAAUGGCGACGAUGAACAGACCAACUUUCCAGGCGAUUAGACAACACGCGCCUACCAGUCCCUCCCUCGUGUUCGUAUCCUCCCGCAGACAAACGCGUUUGACCGCUUUGGAUUUAAUUGCGUAUCUCGCUGCGGAGGACAAUCCCAAGCAGUGGUUGCACAUGCCGGAAGAAGAAAUGAUGAACAUUCUUGAGAAUAUAAAAGACACGAAUCUGAAGCUCACGCUCGCUUUCGGAAUUGGUCUUCAUCAUGCUGGUCUGCAGGACAGAGACAGGAGAACGGUGGAGGAAUUGUUUGUCAAUAACAAGAUACAGGUACUGAUCACUACGGCCACAUUAGCGUGGGGUGUUAAUUUCCCCGCUCACUUGGUAGUGAUAAAAGGCACGGAGUAUUACGACGGCAAGUUGAAGCGUUACGUGGACAUGCCAAUAACCGACGUUCUCCAAAUGAUGGGUCGCGCUGGCAGACCGCAGUUCGAUGAUUCCGGUGUGGCUGUUGUCCUCGUGCACGACUUGAAGAAGAAUUUCUACAAGAAAUUCUUGUACGAACCGUUCCCGGUGGAAUCGAGUCUGAUGGCAGUGUUGCCCGAUCACAUCAACGCCGAGAUUGUCGCCGGCACUAUCAAGAACAAACAAGAAUUCCUCGAUUAUUUAACGUGGACGUAUUACUUCCGAAGAUUAAUGAAGAACCCGAAGUAUUACGAUCUGGAUGUGUUGGAGCCUCAGUUCGUCAACGAGUAUCUCUCGGAAUUGAUAGAAACCACUCUGAAAUCAUUAGUGGAGUCGCAUUGCGUUGAUUACGACGAGAACGAGCAAAUGUUGCUAUCACUGCCGAUGGGAAAGAUAGCGUCGUUCUACUAUUUGUCGCACAAAACGAUGCUGAUGUUCACACAGUCGUUGAAAGAGGACAUGACGCUGGACCAGUGUUUACAUAUACUUUGCAAUUCGCACGAGUACAAUGAAUUACCUGUGAGACACAACGAGGAAUUGUUAAAUGAAGAAUUAGCGAAAAUGUGCCGUUUUUCCGUGGAUCAGUACACUUACGAUUCUCCGCACACGAAAACAUUUCUAUUGCUACAAGCGCAUUUCUCGAGACUGCCUUUGCCGUGCACCGAUUACACCACUGAUCUGAAGUCCGUGCUCGAUCAAGCAAUCAGAAUUUUGCAGGCAAUGAUUGAUACGGUCGCCGAACGUGGAUGGUUAACGAGCACGAUUAGAAUAAUGCAACUGUUUCAAAUGAUCAUCCAGGCACGGUGGAUAGACGAAUCCGCUAUCAUGACGCUACCGCACGUAAGGAAAGAAGACUUGCAUCUGUUCUCGUCAUUGUCGUUGGCUCUGCCGAAGUUAUGUUCCAUCACGUGUGACGAUUAUAAGAGACUCGCAAAGACGUUGUGCAGAGAGUACGAGGAAAACCAAAUGCGCGAAAUACAUCAAGUUAUUCGGGAUAUGCCGGUAAUAUCCGUCAGUUUAAUGCUAGAGAGUUGCGACGACGACGAUGCCGAAAAAAGAAGAAUACACACGAAGCGUAACAAGGACAAUUUACUGAACGUUCGACAGAACGAGGACUAUACGUUAACCGUCGGAUUGAAAAGAAUAAACCAUUCUAAAACUCUGAAAGCGCAUUGUCCAAUGUUCUUGAAGGGAAAAGACGAAAGCUGGUUUUUGAUAUUGGGCGAUAUUCAGAGUAAAGAAUUGUUGGCUCUUAAAAGAGUGUCCGGUGUAAACAGUCAGCAGAGACAACAUCAGUUGCAAUUUACCGCACCGAAUACCUUGGGACCAAUGAGGUUAACGUUCUACUUGAUUUCCGAUUGUUACAUGGGACUGGAUCAACAAUACGACAUUUAUCUAAAUGUGGUGAGCAAUACCGAUCGUACAUUUGAGAUUGAACAGUAAAAGUAUUUAUAGAAGGUCGGUAUGUAUUUAUAAUCCGAUGUUAUAAUCAAGAUCGUCUAGAGUUCAUCUUAUGAUGAUGAUAUACCGGCGGUCUUGCAGGCCGCACACCGUCCGAAGAUGAACUUGAGACGAUCUUAGGUACAAGUAUUGGACUACCGAUCUAUACAAACAAAUUAUUUGACGAACUUUUUCAUAGUAAUAAUAUAGAGUACGACGUAAAAAAAAGAGAGGACUCUUGAAAACUUUGUUAAUAGUUAUUUACAUUUUAAACAGACAAAAAAAGUGAGAGUUGCCAUAGGAAUAUUAAAAUUGCGGAAUAUAUAAUUUAUGUCACACACAAACAUACAGAGGUUGUAUAUAUACAAAAACUUUAUUGUAUAUUUCU